CUCCAUUCACAGACUUCUCUCGGAAACCCCAAUUCACUCACUUUACUCUCAAUCCUUAAGUCACACUUCAGCGUUUUCAACUGCCCAAAAUGCCUUCCUUCACAUCCAUUGUUUUCGCCAUCGCGGCAGCCCUCUCAGUCGCCACUUCAUCCCCACUCGCCGCACGCGAUAUCUGCGGAGCUCCUCCCACAGGAACAGCAGCCCAGACUCCACUUGCAGAGCCCGCUGACAUUACUACUGCAGCACUUUGCUUAGCCCAAUGCCAGGCUCAUACCGGCUGCGAAUGCUUCCUCUUCGGCUUCGUUAACAACGUCUACACCUGCGAACUUUUUUCUGUCCCAGCCUCUGCUAUCCCUCCUGCCAUCGAUCUCGUCGCUUACGAUAUCGACUGUUCCAACGUCCCAACUGUCGUUCCAACCGCAAGCAACCCAACCGGCGUUAACCAAAAGAGACAGAACAUCGUCUCUGGGGCCACGCACGAUAACCCGCAGAACGGCAUCCCAGCUGCCGGUCAAGCACCUCUUACUACCCCAAACAACAUUGGUAGCCUUGACGCUUGCUUGGCUGCAUGCAGGGGCAAUCCAGCUUGUAUUGCUUAUACGUUCAUCUCUGGUGUUUGCAACCUCUAUGCUUAGAUCUGGUCUCACUAGGCGCCUAUGAUAGGAAACUCAACUGCGAUGGGAAAAUGGAAAUAGAAGGCUGGUACAAAAUUGAAGGGAGCAUUUGAAAGGCUCGACGAGCUUGCUCUGUUAUCUUUAGAUAUCAUUCCCUUUGUGGGGUUUGUAUUGGGCUAGCCAGAGACAUAGCACUGUAGGGUU
Hyaloscypha bicolor E is the source of this 818-nucleotide messenger RNA. RefSeq lists its product as uncharacterized. Lineage: Eukaryota; Fungi; Ascomycota; Leotiomycetes; Helotiales; Hyaloscyphaceae. Bases 90 to 635 code for a protein of 181 amino acids. The record is from RefSeq and is a predicted model, not a curated record. The transcript is spliced from 2 exons.